CUCUUGUUUCUCUGGUCCUUCCAAUGCAUGUUGAUUCUUAUUCUUUUUUCAAAGUGAAUGUCUUAUUAUUGCCUGUUCCACAUUUCAAGAAAAUAAAGUCACUAAUUCAGUAGCUUGUGGAGGUGAGUGACAAAGAGAAAAUGUUCAAGUUACAGAAGCAGAACAAUAAGCUGGCCAAAUCAGGAGAAAGGGUUGAUUUCAGAUUCUCCAAUUUCCAAGCACUUCAGGUACCAAAAGGAUGGGACAGGCUUUAUCUGUCUAUAAUCUGUGUAGAAACUGGAAAAACAAUAGCAAAGUUAGGCAAAACACUUGUGAAAAAUGGAAGCUGUCAAUGGCCAGAGACGCUUUUGGAAUCGGUCUGGAUUUCAGAAGAUGAUUCUUCUCUAGAGCUUGAAGAAUCUCUCUACAAGUUUGUUGUUUCAAUGGGUUCUGCUAGAUCUGGUAUACUUGGAGAGGGAACCAUUAAUUUGGCAUCAUAUGUUGGUUCAAGAAUGUCUUCUCCUGUUUUGCUUCCUUUAAAGAAAUGUAAUCAGGGUACAACACUACAGGCAAGUGUUACGAUUGUUAAGUCUUUGAUUUAUUGCUGGAAAAUUACACUGUUUAGCUAG
Nicotiana attenuata is the source of this 608-nucleotide messenger RNA. RefSeq lists its product as uncharacterized. The record is from RefSeq and is a predicted model, not a curated record. The transcript is spliced from 3 exons. Lineage: Eukaryota; Viridiplantae; Streptophyta; Magnoliopsida; Solanales; Solanaceae. Bases 141 to 608 code for a protein of 155 amino acids.